UCAUAAAAUCCUCAAUCUUUGUCCAAAUCAAGUGAGGUUUUGGUCUAAAUCGACUAAUUUUUCCCAAGCUUCGUGAUUGUGAGGAGGAAUUCCAGAGAAAACGCGGUUUUGGGGUCGAAGUUUGAAACCCUAGGUUGAGAUAAUUUGGGGGUUUUGGGAUUUUUAGUUUCACAAGCAUCCUCUCAUCUUGAAACAAGGAAAUGGCAAAGACAAAGGAAAAGCCGGGGUCAAGUUCAUCCUCAUCAAGAGGCAAGGGCAAGGAGAAGGAGCAGCCAUCGAAGAAGAGGCAAUAUCUGGGUAGGGUUAGUGAAAGCGAAAGCGAGGAAGAAGAAGAGAUGCAGUUAGACCCAAGAGAUAAACCGGUGUGGAAUUCGGGGUCGUUGGAUGACCAACCCGAAAUUUGGCAGCCAACUUUGUAUAACGAUUGCAUGAACAAGUUAAAGAAUAAAGCGGCCGCAUUCAUCUGUGAAAGAGAUGUUGAUGAGCCUCAGUUGGGCCAGUUCGGGGUGUAUGACAAGUUCCGUGCUUUGGGUUGGGAAGGAGCACUCAAGUGUUGGGAUAAGGAUAAGAGCAAUUUGUUUUUGACUGAGAUUCAGGAGUGGAUGGCAACGCUUAAAUGUCACAACUUCCACAGGCCAUCACAAAUGAAGUUGGUUGGGACGGUACAUGGGGUACCAGUUGAAAUGUCAUUCGAUACGUUGAAGAAGUUGGGAAAAUAUGAUAGCCUUCCAACUAGGGAGUACAUGAUUCCCACGCUUGAUGAUUUAUUGCUCAAACCCGAGAAGCAUGUGACAUGGAACAGUAUGUUGGCGGAUUUGUUUUUGCCCGGUAGGUAUGGUGGCGUGUUAUACCGAAAAAAUCUGAAGAUAGAAGCCAAGCUCUUGCAUACGAUCUGUUUACUUAAUGUCAUCCCAAGGAGAGGGGAUAAAGAGCAGGUGAGGUUUCCAGAGAUACCUGUUCUGUAUUCAUUGAUGCAUGGCUCCCCACGCUUUCCAAUUCGCUACCUGAUUAUGCACCAUUUGUGGAUAUGCCGGAACAAAUACGGGAGAGACAUUGUCCCGUACUGCGCAUCAUAA
Messenger RNA from Helianthus annuus (common sunflower), 1076 nucleotides. RefSeq lists its product as uncharacterized. NCBI's taxonomy places the organism in Eukaryota, Viridiplantae, Streptophyta, Magnoliopsida, Asterales, Asteraceae. The record is from RefSeq and is a predicted model, not a curated record. The transcript has 2 exons. Bases 201 to 1076 code for a protein of 291 amino acids.